CACAGUUUGUGUUCGUGCCUCAACAACCUUAUAUUUAUUACUGUCAUGUUUUGUAGCUGUUGUUGUUUAUAAAUGGAUGAAUUAAACAGCGAUAGAGUUACAACUGCAAGGGUUAAUUAACAUUAAAUAUCACUCUAUCAACGAACUUCUUUCGUUUAUAUUUUGGCGGCUCAGAAGAAUGUGAACAUUCUGAAGUAUAAGCUGAACGUAACGCAUCUUUUUCUUCACCUCUUUGUAUUUGAAGAAGCUGCAAAAUGACUAUGAUGUGGAAAAUUCUAUUUAGCAGUAUACUACUUUUGGCAUUUUUGAAUAAGAAUGAAGUUGCUGAGGCUGACAACAUACUUCUACUGUCAUGGCCACUUUUUAGUCAUGUACAGUCUUUGGCUUCUAUGGGCAGAGAACUGAGCAAACUUUCUCAUACAAGUUACUUGCCCAUUACCGAAGACCUUGUUGAGCAUUUUAAGACAUACAAAGGAGUAAAAAUUAUGCACAUGAAAAAUGAUCCAAACCUUCUCACAUUUAUAGAAAUGGGAAUGCAGCUACUUUAUAAGAAUUCAAAUAUAACAUUUAAGCAGCUUCAAGAAACGAUGGACGCUAUUUGUGAUAACUUAUUACUUGAUGAAGACUGGUUUCAAUCACUGAAAGCUAUAAAUGCAACAAUCGCAGUGGUAGAUUAUGUGUUUAUGAGUAACUGUCUAGCUAUCAUACCAUACAGAUUAUCUAUUCCAUAUGUAUUUCAAGGACUUAAUUUUGAACAUUGUGCCAUCAGUCGAACACCCUGGCUGCCAUCAACAUUUCCUCACCAGGCACUUAUUAAUUCAGAUCAAAUGAAUUUCUAUGACAGACUUGAAAACAGUUUCGUAACGAUGUCUACGUAUUUCAAACGACUAAAUGGAGCUCCACUGAAAAGUGUUAAAACAUAUGCUCCAGAAAAGCCUGAUAUAACUUUUACGAGUUUGAUGCAACAAGCUGAUUUAUAUCUGAUUGAGACAGAUACAGUACUGGACUAUCCAUUUCCAACACUUCCUAAUGUCAUAUCCAUCGGUGGAAUAUCAACCAGACCAGCAUCUGCAUUGAAAGGGGACUUACGUAAAUUUGCCGAUGAAUCUAAUCAUGGGAUUAUUGUUGUUUCAUUUGGAAGUUUCGUGGAGGAGUUACCAAAGAAAGUCAUUGCAAAGAUGGAACUAGCAUUUCAAGAUAUAAAAUAUAGUGUCAUUUGGAAACGACCAGAUUCAAAACAGUUAGCACCGAACAUCUUUGUCACAAAAUGGUUGCCACAAAAUGAUCUUUUGGGUCAUCCAAAAACAAAACUCUUCAUUACACAUUGUGGAAACAAUGGUCAAUUUGAGGCUCUUUAUCAUGGAGUUCCAAUGUUGGGAUUCCCAGUAUUUGCCGAACAAUAUCAUAAUGGACAUCGAAUACAAAUCAAGGGAUACGGUAUAUCAAUGGAUUUGUUUAAUUACAGCAAAGACGAACUUGUAUCAAAUAUAAAUGAACUGAUUGAGAAUCCAAAAUAUAAAGCUAAAAUAAAAAUUGCAAGUGAAAUAUAUCGGUCACAACCAGAACAUCCAGCAGCUAAAGGUGCAAGGUAUAUAGACCACGUAAUAAAAUACGGCGGAGAUUAUUUAAGAUCUUCUUGUCAAACUAUGCCACUUUAUCAAUAUUUCAUGCUGGAUAUAUAUUUAGUAAUAUUUGUGAUUUUCAUUAUUUUAACAUUAAUAGUCACAGAAUAUCCAGUGAGAAAGAUGAACAUAAUGAGAACAUUCAAACUCAGCUUCUUCUAUUUAAGUCUAUUAUCAAUAAACCAACCAAGCAAAGCUGAUAAUAUACUUUUCCUUUCAAUGCCCUGGUUCAGUCAUGUUCAAAACCACUUUUAUACAGCGAUGAAAUUGAACUCAUAUGGCCACACUAGUUACUUCUCAUUGCCGCCUAAACUGAUAACUCAUUUCAAGAAUGAAAAUGGUAUUAAAUUCAUUCCUAUUAAAGAAGACCAAAAUGUAAGCAGAUUUGUUGAAAUAUCUAUGCAAUACUUUUCAAGAAAAAAAGAAGGAAGUUGGCUUCAAAUAAAACAGCUAAUACAAAAUAUGUGUGACAACUUCCUCUUAGAUAAUGAUUGGUUUCAUGCUAUAAAAGAACUGAAUGCCUCUUUGGCAAUUGUAGAUUCUGCUUUCUUCAGUCAGUGUUUAGCUAUUGUCCCAUAUAGGCUAUCAAUUCCAUUUCUAUUUCAAGGUCUGACUCUUGGACCACCUUCUUUGAGGAGAGUUCCUUGGAAUCCAGCUGUGUUUCCACUUCUCAGUUUUCCACAUUCUGAUAAAAUGACAUUUUUCCAAAAGCUUAAAAACACUAUUUCAACAUACGGCUUUUAUAUCUUUUUCCCCAUGAUUUCACCAUCAAAAAGUGUCAAGGAAUAUGCCCCAGACAAAGAUGAUAUGCCAUUUGAAAGCAUCUUGCGAAAAGCUCAGUUAUUUUUAACUGAAAGUGAUCUGUUACUGAGCUAUCCAAAACCCAGUCUACCUACUGAAGUAUUUAUUGGUGGAGUAGCAACUCAUCCUGCAUUGCCUCUACAAGGUGACAUACAUGAGUUUGUUGAAAAGUCUAAGCAAGGAGUCAUCGUAGUUAGCUUUGGAGGUUACAUAAGUGAGUUACCAAAAGAGCAUAUAGAGAAAAUGGAGAAGGCUUUUAAAGAAAUAAAGUAUGAUGUCAUUUGGAAACGACCGGAUUCAAAGCAAUUAGCAUCAAACAUCCUAAUA
Messenger RNA from Octopus bimaculoides (California two-spot octopus), 2750 nucleotides. RefSeq names its product 2-hydroxyacylsphingosine 1-beta-galactosyltransferase. NCBI's taxonomy places the organism in Eukaryota, Metazoa, Mollusca, Cephalopoda, Octopoda, Octopodidae. The record is from RefSeq and is a predicted model, not a curated record. Gene Ontology annotation, molecular function: UDP-glycosyltransferase activity.